Rhineura floridana is the source of this 5568-nucleotide messenger RNA. RefSeq names its product gastrula zinc finger protein XlCGF26.1-like. NCBI's taxonomy places the organism in Eukaryota, Metazoa, Chordata, Lepidosauria, Squamata, Rhineuridae. The record is from RefSeq and is a predicted model, not a curated record. The transcript is spliced from 2 exons. Gene Ontology annotation, molecular function: DNA-binding transcription repressor activity, RNA polymerase II-specific. Gene Ontology annotation, biological process: negative regulation of transcription by RNA polymerase II. Bases 2913 to 4880 code for a protein of 655 amino acids.
GGUUGGAGGAAAAGGAGAAAAGACACACACCCCGGGAAUCCCUGAUUCAUGCAAUCCAUGCUGGGGAGAUCCGAGAUCUAAAAGGGGCUGGAAGGGGGGGGGAGAGGAGAAUCUGGGUUUUUUUGCUGCAAAACCUCACCUGCCUCCCCCCCCACUUCGACGGGGGAUCAGCGCAUUAGCAAAGCCCGAAGGGCUGUGCAGGGGAGAGGGGGCAGGGAGGGGGUCCCCUUCCAGCUGACUCAGGGGAGAAGGGAGCGGGCCUGGGAGACCCCCGUCAGCCAGCCCUGCUGCUGACCCCUCCCCCCAGCCCCCCUUAUGUGAUCUCUGAGAGUUGGGGGCGACCCCAAAGCCCUUUAAAACGGGCCUCCUCCUGCUUUGCCCCUUUCAACGCCGCAGAAAGAGCCGCUGCUGGGGCUCCCCUGGCGAGGGGCUUUUUCGGAAGCCGUCCCCGGCCCCCCACCGCGAAGCAAGCAGCCUUACUGGGGGAAGCGCUUCUUGUGCGCGUGCGCUGCUGUGUGUCGUUUUUGCCCCAGAGCUGGAGGGGUCCCCACAGGGGGGGGAAGAUUUUAAAUUGGGGGGGCAAAGGAAUAGACAGACAUUUUGGGAGGGAGGGAAAUUGGCCUUGUGCGAUUCCUUGGCAAGGAAAAGCACCCAAAGGUGGGGCAUUGCCUUUGUGCCUCAGUGACAGCGUUAUUAUGUAGACGAAGGGGAGGGGGGCAUCAAACUUUAUUUCCCACUGUGGACCCCUGAGAGGAAGGCCUUGGUAGAAAUAUAAAAAUAUAAUAAAUUGUAUGGAUAUUCUUAUCUCAUUUGCCCAAAGUACGACCCUGUAAGGUAGGCAAGAAUGCUGUUAAGCUUUCCACCUUGUGCACCCACUGUGCCAGUGGCCUCAUGCACUCCCACUCUAUCUAUCUAUCCAUCCCACCCUUCCUCCCAGCAGAAGCCCAAUAGGCCACAUGCACAAGGCCGAUUUGCGCUGUCCUGGCCGUGAUAUCCGAUCAGUAUGCGCACAGGCUUUUGUUUUGUGACCCAGACAUGGGUUAAGGCCCCGUAACAAGAGCCUGAAAUUGUUCACAGAUUGGAGGAGCAACUCUGGGUUGGCCAGGAAGGAAAGGAUUUGCGGAAGCAGGAGAGGAUAUGGGAGGAGAGGGAGAGAGUGAAGGCCGGAUUGGGGGGGGGGACGAAGUAGGUGAGAAGGGCCUAGAGAACCAUCUGGGAGAAAUGGGGAGGGGUCUGACAUAGAGUUAGGGCCUAAAUAUGAAGGCCUUUUGUAGGUCAAGCAUCCCAAGGGAAACUGAGCAGAGAGGAAAGUAGCGUGCCAUUUAUAUCUAUAUUUAUCUAUAUAUAUCUGGGGGGGUAAAGAAAAGCCGGGGAAAGAACUGGCAAUCCCACCCCAUAUAUACGGUCUGCCUAGUAAACGUCGCAAGACGUCACCCUAAGAGUCGGAAACAACUCGCACUACAAGUGCGGGGACACCUUUAUCUUUACCUAUCUAUCUAAAUGUAAAUGUACUGCCUUUAAGUCGAUUCCAACUUAUGGUGACCCUAUGAACAGGGUUUUCAUGAGACUGAGAGGCAGUGACUGGUCCAAGGUCACCCAGUGAGCUUCAUGGCUGUGUGGGGAUUCAAACCCUGGUCUCCCAGGUAGUAGUCCAACACCUUAACCCCCCCCUCUACUUACAUGGUCUAGAUAUCUUAACACAUAGAUAGAAAAGAAUUAAUAUAUUUAAGUCUCACCCACUGGGACUCAGAAUUUCCAGGCAAUAAUCUGCUGGAUACAUUAGAUCAGUCCACGAAAGACUAAUCGAAAACUGCAGGAGACAUCUCUCUUUUAUAGACUCUCUUGUUUGUUGUGACUGGAACACAUAUGUAGCCAGUCCAUGUGAGGGUAGUUAAAGUCACCCUUUAUGACAACCUUUCCUCUUUUGGACUGAAAUCAUUUAAACGACCUCUUUCUUGCCUGUGCACAGUAUUGAGGGUUCUUCACCUUUUCCGUUAAGCCUAAAGCUGUUCAGAGUCCUUGUAUGUCAGCAACUGCACUCACCUGGGCUUGCACAGUUUCCAACAGCAGAGUAUCUGAACAGGCAGAUCUAAAGAGGAAGCCCCACAGAGACUUAUCUCAGGACUGAGGAUAAAUGAGGAAAAAUAAUGGCGUUCCACAGCUGAAGGAGAUUAUGCUUUUCAUUGACUACACAUUUCUAUGUGGAUAUAUGUGAGCAUACAUCAACUCUGCCCAUAGCCAGUAAAUCAGAAUUAAUAAUAUAAAUCCAUGUUUAUUAAGUAAUACAGUAUGUUAUUCAGGAAUUUCACACAAUAUACUUAUAAAGUCUACAUACAGUAUGUCUCGAGUACUUAAUUACUCUUGGAGCCCAGUAUCGCCACCCACAAUGAUUCUGACCCACCCUUCCUCUCAAAGGGGUCCUGGGCAGCCUGAUUUCUGUGUGCCUCCUCUGGAAAUAUGGGAAGGGAGGGGUGGCCUCCAGGUUAAAGUUUCCUUUCAGUCUGCUAAGAAAUCCCCCAAAUUAAUUACCUGGAAUGGUUUCCAUAGUGCCACUGAGCUGAGCUUUAUGUACAGUUGCCUGUUCACAAGUGCCAGUGGGUUCCACAUACGCCUGUCUAUUCAUCACCAGGAGAUCUCCGAUCCUGCCUUUCUUGGAAUUUGGGAAGGGGCCACAGCAAUGGGUGGACAUGGAAUGCCUGGAUAAUUUAGGUUCAGAACUAACCAGCUUGUCUCUUCCUUUGAAAGAAAUAUCCAAACAGGGCUUCAUCUCUUCACUGGAAGGACAAGCUCCCAUUGGAUGGGGCGUUGAUGAAGGGGAGAUAUCUGCAGCAGAUGAUGGGCAGAAGAAUGAGAAUUAUAGGAAAUCACCGAUGGUGUCAUUGGUAAUAGCCAAGGGUGAAGCAUAAAAAGAGAUGGUUGAAAAUCACAGGAGCCCAAAACCAUCUGAAGGAAACCAGUCAAAGAAUGGGAGGAAGAAAUCCUCUACUUCUCAGAGUUUGCCUCACAGAAUGCACAGAGGAAAGAAAUCAUUUAAAUGCAUGGAAUGUGGAAAGAGCUUCUCUCUAAGCGGUAACCUUACUAAACAUCAAAGAAUCCACACAGGGGAGAAACCAUUUGAAUGCAUGGAGUGUGGAAAAAGCUUUAGUGUGGACUCUCACCUUACCACUCAUAAAAGAAUCCACACAGGGGAGAAGCCAUUUAAAUGCAGGGAGUGUGGACAGAGCUUCUCUGUAAGCAGUAACCUUACUAAACAUCAAAGAAUACACACAGGGGAGAAACCAUUUGAAUGCAUGGAAUGUGGAAAGUGCUUCAGUGAGAACUGUACCCUUACAGUACAUAAAAGAACACACACAGGAGAGAAGCCAUUUAAAUGCAUCCUGUGUGAAAAGAGCUUCAGUCAGAACUGUCACCUUUCAUCACAUCAAAGAACCCACACAGGGGAGAAACCAUUUGAAUGCAUGGAAUGUGGAAAGUGCUUCAGUGAGAACGGUACCCUUACUGUACAUAAAAGAACACACACAGGAGAGAAGCCAUUUAAAUGCAUCCUGUGUGAAAAGAGCUUCAGUCAGAACUGUGACCUUUCAUCACAUCAAAGAACCCACACAGGGGAGAAGCCAUUUAAAUGCAGGGAGUGUGGAAAGUGCUUCUCUGUAAGCGGUAACCUUACUAGUCAUCAAAGAAUACACACAGGGGAGAAACCAUUUGAAUGCAUGGAAUGUGGAAAGAGCUUCAGUCGAAGGGGUAACCUUACUAAACAUCAAAGAAUACACACAGGGGAGAAACCAUUUCAAUGCAUGGAAUGUGGAAAGUGCUUCAGUGAGAACCGUACCCUUACUGUACAUAAAAGAACCCACACAGGAGAGAAGCCAUUUAAAUGCAUCCUGUGUGAAAAGAGCUUCAGUCAGAACUGUGACCUUUCAUCACAUCAAAGAACCCACACAGGGGAGAAGCCAUUUAAAUGCAGGGAGUGUGGAAAGUGCUUCACUGACUCUGGUAGCCUCGCUAAACAUCAAAGAACCCACACGGGGGAGAAACCAUUUAAAUGCAUGGAGUGUGGAAAGAGCUUCAGUGAGGGGCGUAAGCUUACAUUACAUCAAAGAAUCCACACUGGGGAGAAACCAUUUAAAUGCAUGGAGUGUGGAAAAAGCUUUAGGCUGAACUCUCACCUUACCACUCAUAAAAGAAUCCACACAGGGGAGAAGCCAUUUAAAUGCAGGGAGUGUGGACAGAGCUUCAGGGUAAGCAAUAGCCUUACUUUACAUCAUAGAACACACACGGGGGAGAAACCAUUUAAAUGCAUGGAGUGUGGACAGAACUUCAGUCAAAGGGGUAUCCUUACUAUUCAUCAAAGAACGCACACAGGGGAGAAACCAUUUAAAUGCAUGGAGUGUGGAAAGAGCUUCAGUGCACAGAGUUACCUUACUAGUCAUCAAAGAAGACACACGGGGGAGAAACCAUUUAAAUGCAUGGAGUGUGGACAGAACUUCAGUCAAAGGGGUAACCUUACUAUUCAUCAAAGAACACACACGGGGGAGAAGCCAUUUAAAUGCUGGGAGUGUGGACAGAGCUUCAGCGUAAGCCAUAGCCUUAUUUUACAUCAUAGAACACACACUGGGGAGAAACCAUUUAAAUGCAUGGAGUGUGGAAAGACCUUCAGUAUAAGCAGAAGCCUUACUUUACAUCAUAGAACACACAUGGGGGAGAAACCAUUUAAAUGCAUGGAGUGUGGAAAGAGCUUCAGUGAGGGGCGUAAGCUUACAUUACAUCAAAGAAGCCACACCGGGGAGAAACCAUUUAAAUGCAUGGAUUGUGGAAAAAGCUUUAGGGUGAACUCUCACCUUACCACUCAUAAAAGAAUCCACACGGGAGAAGCCAUUUAAAUGCAGGGAGUGUGGAAAGAGCUUCAGUCAAAGGGGUAACCUUACUAUUCAUCAAAGAACGCACACGGGAGAAACCAUUUAAAUGCAUGGAGUGGGAAAAAGCUUUAGUGUGAACUCACCUUACAACUCAUAAAAGAAUCCACACGGGAGAAUCCAUUUAAAUGCAGGGAGUGUGGACAGAGCUUCAGCGUAAGCAAUAGCCUUACUUUACAUCGUAGAACACACACGGGGGAGAAACCAGUUAAAUGCAUGGAGUGCGGAAAGAUCUUCAGUAUAAGCAGAAGCCUUACUGUACAUCAUAGAACACACACGGGGGAGAAACCAUUUAAAUGCAUGGAGUGUGGAAAGAGCUUCAGUGCAGGGGGUAACCUUACUAGUCAUCAAAGAACGCACACGGAAGAAACCAUUUAAAUGCAUGGAGUGUAGAAAUACCUUCAGUAUAAGCAGAAGCCUUACUUUACAUCAAAGAACGCACACAAGGGAGAAACCAUUUUAAUUCAGUGAGUGUGGGAACAGUUUUAGUGUAAGAAGUAACCUUACUAGUCCUCAAAGAAUACACAUUUAAAGUAAUAGAAUGUACAAAGAACUUUCGUGUGAGCCUUGCCCUACAUCUGUAAACUAUAGGGCUGGUGGAAUUUAUGUAGUCCAAGAUAAUAUUUAGCAAUGUUAAGUUUUUAGUUAAUUUAAA